Zychaea mexicana is the source of this 2383-nucleotide messenger RNA. RefSeq lists its product as uncharacterized. NCBI's taxonomy places the organism in Eukaryota, Fungi, Mucoromycota, Mucoromycetes, Mucorales, Lichtheimiaceae. Gene Ontology annotation, cellular component: cytoplasm. The transcript is spliced from 4 exons. Bases 212 to 2383 code for a protein of 723 amino acids. Gene Ontology annotation, biological process: regulation of proteolysis; proteasome-mediated ubiquitin-dependent protein catabolic process. Gene Ontology annotation, molecular function: ubiquitin protein ligase binding. The record is from RefSeq and is a predicted model, not a curated record.
GUCUCGAUUCCCCUCUCUCUCUGUGUGUGUGUGCCUUUUCCGUUUAAUCUGCAUACUUUCGGCUCUUUUUGACAAGACUUAAUCCACAAAGAGAGCGAGAGACUGAGAGAAAAGAAUAGAUACGCCCUUUUUUUUCCCUUUUCUUCUUCUUCUUCUUCUUUGUUUCCUCCUCCAACCCUUUUCUGUCUUUGAAAAAAAAACCCCACAAUCAAUGCUUUUUGGCCCUCCUCAGAAAACACUGAAAAAGUCGCUCCACACCGUACUCGAUAAUGCGUUAGAAUACGUUGCCGACGUUUGCUUUGAGUUUCCAGAAGUCAAAGUAUGGGCUCAUCGUGCCAUUCUGCGUGCACGCAUUCCUGACGAAUUCCAACAACAGUACUUGCAAUCACUCAACAGCACUGAAAAGACAAUUUGGGUUGAUAUUAGUAAAGUUAUUCCCUAUACCACGUUCCAGUCACUUUUACGGUAUUGGUACACGUCCGAAUUCUUUCCAGAACAGUACCAGGCCUCUUUAGUAGUGGCGGAUACCCCUUCAUCGGUUGGCUCAACGAUAUCCAAUGGCUCAACCUUUUCUACGACAAGCACCAAGAGCAGUCUGUCAUCGUGCAGUAACAACAACAACAAUGAUGACAUGCCAUAUCUGAAACAGCCCACCGUUCGCGCUGAAAUCGAACAACUGGAACAACGAUUGGGAUUCAGAUUAUUGCCAGAAACCAAACAGCAACAAGUACAGCAAGAAGCAGCGGCAGCAGCAACAGCAGGAGCAAAAGGAGCAGCAGCAGCAGCCAUAAAAGCAAAAGCAAAAGCAAAAGCAGCAGCAGGACCAGCAGGACCAGCAGACGAUUUUGAGCAACUUGUGUGCGAUUUAGAUUGUAUGCGCGGUCAGCAGCUCGGCAGCGAUGUGAUGGUGACCCUAUUUACCCCUACUCCACCUCCUUCAACGAUUGCCACAACUACCACUACUACUACUACUACUACCACCACCAGCAACAUCAAAAACAAGACAACCAAUGCCGCUACAACUUUGAACGGAAAAGAAAUCCCGUCUAUCCUAUUUACACACCCCAAAGCCCCGACAGCAACGACAACAGCAACAGCAACAGCAGCAGCAACAGCAACAGCAAGCAACGGCGCACAAUCAGUGGCAUCGUCUUCAUUUCCCGCACAUCGGUUCAUUUUAGCGUCACAGUCACCCUAUUUUUAUGCCAUGUUCUGCACCCAAUUUCGCGAGGCAUCCUCUUCGACUGUACAUUUACCCGGAGACCUGUUUGCUCCGAUCACCACCCAAGUCAUCCUGCGUUACUUUUACACCGACAAGCUCGUUGUGCCGCCACUGCGCACACUGCCAUCCGCACCGGCCCAACGCCGGCUGACUGAAAAGAAGCAUGCGCUGCGUGUCCUCCAGCAAGUGUUCCCUGCAGCCGACUACCUGGGCCACUUUGACACGAUCUGUGAAGCGAUCCUGCACGAGAUGGACACGAUAUGCCACGGCUUCAAAUGCCUGUGUGCCGAUUGUGCUGUGCUUUUACCGUCGAUGCUCUGGUUUGCAGACAAGCAUGUUGCCACGAUCCCGUUGCUACGUCCAGCUCUGAUGGCGCUCUAUGCAGACCCUGUGCAUUCGGUUGCACCGCUUUGGUCCCAGCAGACAUUCGCUGUCCUUGUAGGCCACAUGGCACCGACGGCCUCCUUGCUGGCCGAAUACACGAUCGCAUCGAUCUUUUGCAACAUGGAGAAUGCGGCCAAUGCACCCAACACACUCAUCGCUGAGCUGUCGCAACAAACACUCGGCAACGUCACGAAACACAAUGCAAUCCAUGUCUUGCACUCGCUGCAUUUGUGUUUGUCACAGAUCAGAAGCGCUAAUCCAUUCCCCACAUGGUCCACGCCGGCGCUUGACUUGGUCAACCCUAUCCUGCAUCACACCGUCGACAUGAUCUCGCAGAAUUUCGAUUUCUACUGUGUCGAGUACCCGAUCUUGCUGUCAUGUGUCGAUGGCAUUGGCGUUGGCUUCUCGGUCGACUUUUUGGAGUUCUUGCUCAAGCGUGUCUUGGGCAAUGGCAUACGCGAUUCGAAUGCUGCCGUCUUGUAUCAGGGCAUCGUCAGGGAUCUGGUCGGUCGCCAAGAAGUCGUCAAGAAUGUCGCCGUCGAUGGCGUUCUCAUGGAUGCUCGCAAUCAGUGUGCAGAGUUUUUGGCUCGUCGUUGGGUUCACGUCAAGGAACAAGGUGGUUUUGGCAAGAUUGACAAGGAUGUCAUGCGCAGUUUGUCAGACGACAUUGGUGUGCCGUAUCGUGCAUUGACGAAACCCAUUGAGUCGGAUUUCGCUGCCAUGUUUGGAUUCAAGUCAAAACCUGUUUGCGGACACAACGGUCAAAUAAUGCCUUAA